UAGAGUUAACUGGGCUUAAAAAGAAACAAUUCGAGGCGGCCCAUAUAAGGUAAAAUUCAAAUAAAUAUAAAAUUAAUUUGUUUCCACAUUCGAUUAGAGGAAGGUAAGCGAGGAGAAAGAGGAACCAAGAGGAAGGAGAGAAUCUACGGAUUCGUACAGAGGAAGGCGAAGCAACAGUGACUGUUUCCCUCCGAUUACGGCAAAUAAGGUCGCCGUAAGUGUUGAUUUUUCCCGGGGAAGUUUCCGUUUCUUGGAUGAUAUGUUUUGGAAUCUGGCGCCGUUGUUCUGUUCGUGUUAGAUUAUCAAUCUUUGAAUUUCAUGAAAUGGAACUUGCUAUGGACUAUGGUUGAAGAAGAAUGGAUUCUUUAUUGGAUUUAAAUUAACUCUAGUUUUCUUUCUUUUUAUGGAUUUGACAUUUACGUUUGUAUAUAUAUGAUAUAUCUGUCAUGGCCACCAAAAACUUUGUUUGUAUGUUGCGUUUUGAGAUCAGUCUAUUCUUAAUCUUAAUGCAAUCACAAUCACUACUUCACCAGUAGUAUUUAAGUGAAAGUUGUAGUCUUGUUAUUAGUGGAGGUAACUAUGAUCAGAUAAGAUGUUUUUUUCUUAUUAUCACCAGGGGACUUUGAUCAUGGAUAAUCCAGAGAGGUUUGACCAAACGAAUCAAGGCUCUAGCUCUUCUAUUCCAAGUAAGAGGAAAAGGGGUCGUCCUCGCAGUGAUGAAGUCCAACAACUGAACCCACCUGUUACCGCCAUUGAUGAGAAUCUGAUAGGUCAGAUGGUUUCUGGUGUGGUUGAAGGUUCUUUCGAGGCUGGCUAUUUUCUCAACGUGAAGGUCGCUGACACGGAUAAGCAAUUUAAAGGCAUUGUUUUCUUACCUGGCAAAGUCACUCCAGUUACUCCAACAACUGAUUUGUUUCCCCAAGCUAAAAUGUAUGCAAGAGAAGUUCCUUCUCUAAACCAACAAACUCCAACCACUCAGUCCAAGAGAGACGCUGGGAAUCAAACUGAUUUUCAUCCUAUGAGCGAUGAGGGUGUUGGUUCUGAGGCUAUUGAUACAGAGAUGAAAGAUGUUGGUGGCUCUUCUGCAGAGGAUAAACUCACUGAACCUGAAGGCCAAACCCUCUCUCUGAUGCCACAGUUUGCCAGUGAUGAUGCACCCAAAGAUGACCAUACCGUCCUGAGAUCUGAAGCCUGUGGAGCAACACUUGAAACGAAUCCAACGCAGGCCACGGGAUCUAGCUCUACGCUAAGCCUUGACCUCUUUCAGAAUGAGACUAAGCGAUCCGGAUUAACUGAGGACGAGGAAUCUCCUAAAGACGCUGAAACUCGUGGAAUGGAGGGAAAAACGGUUUCUCUCGUUGAUGAUGUGCCAGAGGAGCUUCAGCUAGAGCUUGGCAACAAGAAAAUGAGUGCUACAUCCAAUGCAGCUGAAACAAAUCCUGAUCAGGCUACUUCAUCAAAAGGUGGGCUCUUGGCGAACUUGUUUGAAAGUAGAGAAGAAACAGCGAAAGGGCCAGAAGAAACUUAUGCAGGUUCAGGGAGUGGGGCAACAACAACAACACAAGUAGAUGAUAAUGAUUCUUGAGAAAUUGAUUGCAACAGCAAAAACGCUAUUGGUUUCUCCAUUCACGUUUAUGCAACUUUGGUGAUUCUUUCAGUCCCCAUUUUCAGGAAGAAAAGACGAAAUACUAAUGCAAAAUGAAAAUAGUGACUAAAGAGGUUUGAAAUUAGGAUUGUGAAGCUCUGGUGAAGUUUCUUACUUCAGCCGAAAUAAUUUCUAGAUAUGAGCUUUUUGUUUGUAUUUUUCUUUUUUCAGAUAUUUUUUGUCUUUCGGCGUAAAGCUGACUCCGGAAAAUCUCAAAAUAUUAUUUACAUUUGAUAAUGUGGACAAAUAUACGAAGCCCAU
This is a messenger RNA of Brassica oleracea var. oleracea, 1906 nucleotides long. RefSeq lists its product as uncharacterized. The record is from RefSeq and is a predicted model, not a curated record. NCBI's taxonomy places the organism in Eukaryota, Viridiplantae, Streptophyta, Magnoliopsida, Brassicales, Brassicaceae. The transcript is spliced from 3 exons. Bases 593 to 1585 code for a protein of 330 amino acids.